Xenia sp. Carnegie-2017 is the source of this 1152-nucleotide messenger RNA. RefSeq names its product elongation of very long chain fatty acids protein 4-like. Gene Ontology annotation, biological process: very long-chain fatty acid biosynthetic process; fatty acid elongation, monounsaturated fatty acid; sphingolipid biosynthetic process. Gene Ontology annotation, molecular function: fatty acid elongase activity. Lineage: Eukaryota; Metazoa; Cnidaria; Anthozoa; Malacalcyonacea; Xeniidae. The coding region runs from base 128 to 982 and encodes 284 amino acids. The record is from RefSeq and is a predicted model, not a curated record. Gene Ontology annotation, cellular component: endoplasmic reticulum membrane. The transcript has 8 exons.
GCCAAACUAUAACAAAGGACACACCGGUAUGUAAUGUAAAGCACGCGCUUUACACCGUAAAGGAACAUAUAUUUGUCAAUAGUCAGUGAUUCCCAACACAGCUCUUACAUUCAAGUAUUGCAGAAUAAUGGAAUUCGUGAAAGAUGUAAAAGAAUAUUACAAAGGGCUGGAUGCCAUGAGUGAUCCCAGGACAAGAAAAUGGCCGUUUGUGUCGUCAAUUGCGAGCCCAUUGUUUGCCUGUUUGCUUUAUUUGUUUAUUGUAAAUGUUGGUCCACAUUUAAUGGAAAAACGUCAACCAUUCGAAAUUAGAAAGUUAAUGGUCAUUUACAAUUUAGGAGCAACUCUAUUAAACUUAUACUGCACAACUCACCUCUUCGUUGGCUCGUGGAAAGCUGGAUACAAAUAUAUAUGCCAAAGAGUAAUUGUUUCAACCGAACCAACUCAUUUGAUGAUCGCGGAAGUGAUAUGGUGGUUUUAUAUUUCCAAGUAUUUAGAAAUGUUGGAUACGGUAUUCUUCAUAAUGCGAAAAAAAACCAACCAAAUUUCUUUCCUACACGUCUAUCAUCAUACAUCUGUCGUGAUAAUCUGGUGGAUAGGAAUUAAAUGGGUUCCAGGUGGCUCAUCUUUCUACUGUGCAGCAGUGAACUCCUUUGUCCACGUUGUGAUGUACACAUAUUAUGGUUUAAGUAUGUUUCCUUCUCUUCAUCGUUACUUAUGGUGGAAACGAUACCUGACUCAAUUCCAGUUGCUUCAGUUUGGAUCUCUGUUUAUACAAGCAAUAUUAGCACUUCGUCAAGAUUGCGGGUUUCCUCGAUGGAUGUGUUAUGCCCUACUUGGAUACAUGACUUCAAUGAUCUUUUUGUUUGGAAAUUUCUAUUUGCAAACCUACCUUAAAGGCAUGAAGAAACAUGACAAGGACGUUAAUGGAAAUGUUCAUAGUGUAAAUGGAAAACUUGAAGGAAAGCCAAAGAAAGAUCAAUAAUUCUAGCUGACGAAGUUUAAGAGAGAUUGUUGAAUAUUUAAUUUUUCUUUGUCAUUAUUUUUCAACGAAGUAGUUUAGCCAUUCUUUUCUUCAAUUUGCUAUUGUCAAAUGCUUAAAUUUUGCUAUGUCAAUUUAUUGGUAAAAAAUAUUAAAUCCAUACACAACAUGUA